Molecule: messenger RNA, 795 nt
Organism: Ipomoea nil (Japanese morning glory)
Lineage: Eukaryota; Viridiplantae; Streptophyta; Magnoliopsida; Solanales; Convolvulaceae
Product: expansin-A18-like
Exons: 3
Coding region: 1-795 (264 amino acids)
Biological process (GO): plant-type cell wall organization
Cellular component (GO): extracellular region
Source: RefSeq, a predicted model, not a curated record
AUGGCAUCUUUCCUCCGGAGGUUGAGCUUUGCUUUCUUCUGCGUACUGGCUGUCAUCGGCAAGGCGACGGCGGCCGGCUAUUAUAGCCAACCUGUAUUCCACACCGGCGCCUGGAAGCUAGCCCAUGCCACAUUCUACGGGGACGAAUCUGCCUCCGAAACAAUGGGGGGUGCAUGUGGGUAUGGCAACUUGUUCAACAAUGGGUAUGGAACAGCCACGGCAGCUUUGAGCACGGUUUUAUUCAACAAUGGGUUUGCAUGCGGCCAAUGUUUCCAGAUACGCUGUGCUCAAUCGCCUUAUUGCUAUAAAGGAUUCCCCACCACCACCGUCACGGCCACCAACCUCUGUCCGCCUAACUGGGCCGAAGACUCCAACAACGGCGGCUGGUGCAACCCUCCUCGCACCCACUUCGACAUGUCCAAACCCGCUUUCAUGAAAAUUGCUCAGUGGAAGGCCGGCAUUGUCCCUGUCAUGUACCGCAGGGUACCGUGCAGUAGGAGGGGUGGUGUCCGAUUCAACUUACAAGGGAAUGGGUACUGGCUGUUGGCGUACGUGAUGAACGUGGGCGGAGGCGGCGAUAUCGCCGCCGUGUGGGUGAAGGGAAGUCGGACAGGGUGGAUAAGGAUGAGCCAUAACUGGGGAGCUUCAUACCAAGCAUUUGGAACAUUAGGAGGCCAAUCCCUUUCCUUCAAGCUCACUUCCUACUCCUCCCAUGAGACAAUUGUUGCGUACAACGUUGUCCCAUCAAAUUGGAACGUGGGAUUGACUUACCAGGCCAACGUCAACUUCCAUUAA